UGUCUGCAUCCAUCCAGAGGAGGCUCGUGCCGUGCGGGGCGGGCCAGGAGCAAGGAGAGGCCUUCCUCUCUUUGUGCUCCCCCCACCCCCCCAGCCCUAUAAAUAGGCCCAGCCCAGGCUGUGGUUCAGCCUUGAAGGGAGUUGAGCACCAAGCAGCAAGCAAUCUCCACCAGAGCCCCUGCCAGCAUGGCCAGUGAGUUCAAGAAGAAGAUCUUCUGGAGGGCCGUGGUGGCCGAGUUCCUGGCUAUGACCCUCUUCGUCUUCAUCAGCAUCGGUUCUGCCCUGGGCUUCAAUUACCCGCUUGGUGGGAACCAGACAGCAGUCCAGGACAAUGUGAAGGUGUCACUGGCCUUUGGGCUGAGCAUUGCCACGCUGGCCCAGAGUGUGGGUCACAUCAGUGGCGCCCACCUCAACCCAGCAGUCACCCUGGGGCUGCUGCUCAGCUGUCAGAUCAGCAUCCUGCGGGCCGUCAUGUACAUCGUAGCCCAGUGCGUGGGGGCCAUUGUCGCCACUGCCAUCCUCUCAGGCAUCACCUCUUCCCUGCCCACGAACUCACUCGGCCGCAAUGAUCUGGCUUCCGGGGUGAACUCAGGUCAAGGCCUGGGCAUCGAGAUCAUCGGCACCCUGCAGCUGGUGCUCUGCGUGCUGGCCACCACGGACCGCAGGCGCCGUGACCUUGGGGGCUCAGCUCCCCUGGCCAUCGGUUUCUCCGUGGCCCUGGGACACCUGCUGGCGAUCGACUACACUGGCUGUGGCAUCAACCCUGCCCGAUCCUUUGGCUCUGCAGUGCUCACCCACAACUUCAACAACCACUGGAUUUUCUGGGUGGGGCCAUUCAUUGGCAGUGCCCUGGCGGUGCUGAUCUACGACUUCAUCCUGGCUCCGCGCAGCAGCGACCUCACUGACCGCAUGAAGGUGUGGACCAGCGGCCAAGUGGAAGAAUAUGACCUCGAUGCCGAUGACAUCAACUCCCGGGUGGAGAUGAAGCCCAAAUAGAGUGUGGCCUGGCAUCUGGGAGGGCAGGAUGGGCAGAGGGGGGAGGGGGGCUGGAAUCAUAUUAUAGACACUGACAAGUGGGCUGAUGUCACCCCCAGAGAGCUGUCAGACCUGUGUGGUCCAGGUCCAACCUCAUUGGGGGCAGUUCUGUCUCUUUCUUCCUUUCUUUCUCUCUCCUGGUCUCAGAGCUUCAGCAACUCGCUCCCUUGGCCACAUGGAAAAGGUGGAAGGGAAGGACCACUGUUGGUUGUCCUCUCAGACUGUGAUGGGCAGAGUACCACAAAGCCCAGCUCAUCCCAACAUUGCUCACCAGCUUGCCUGCCACAGGUGCCUAGGGUGCUGCCAUUAUUGUUCAUGCCUUUGGCCACACCCCCUUCUCCUAAUAGACCCUGACCCAUCCCUCCAAAAGGGUGCUUUGAGCAGGGGAGGGGUCCUAGGAGGCAAGAAAAACAAGGGGAAAAGCAAGUUGCAGGUGAGCUUUGCUUUUUCAGUGUGGCUUCCAUCUCCUGCUUGGACUUGGUGCAUGACCUUGUAACUGUCCCCAGCUCAGGAUGUCAGAGAUACCAUCUGAAAAGUGGCAUGGGAGGGGAGAGUUAUGUGGAAUCCUGUAGGUAUAUAAACAUCACAGUUUUAGAGGGUGGCAUCCAGACCAGCACAGCUUCAUUCAUUUCCCAAGUACAGAGAUGGGUCCACCCAUCUGUGUGCCCACCUGCAUGUGGGCCGAGCUUCCAAGCACAGAGGUGGUCCAGGUUAAUGGGUGCCAUUCCCAUGGCGGGCUUCACAGCAGGAUAGACAUCCAUGUCACAGGGAUAGAACCAGACUCUAAUUGGUCAGUUUUUCCAUCUAUCAUGGCAUGGCCUUGCUUGUUAUUCAGCUCUCUACUUCCUCUUGCCAGUGUGGAUCAGGAUGCCAGUGUGUGGUAUGUGUUUGUUAAAGAACAGUUUCAGUUACCUGAGGCCCAAGCAUGAGGACAGAAGGUUCUAGAUGUGUAGCAGAUGCCCUCUAUGGGAGUUGGGGUGUCUGAGCAGGGAGAAGCAGUUCUGGCCCCUUGAUGAGUUCUUGGUUGGAGGCCUUGGGGUAGUCAUGUGACCUGCAUAGGCUCCCCAUUAACCUGUAGGAGAUACAUGAUCCUUGACCUGAUGAUGUAGCUCUUGCUGCAUUCAAGGGUAGUUCAGAGUACAGAGUUCACUUGGGUACUGCCAUCUCCUGCUGGGUUCCUAGGUCCUUGCAGCUCCACUGCUGUGCCCUCCCCUCCCCCCCCCCAUGCCAGCACAAAUGAGACACAGUUACACAGGCCUGAAGAACAGCAGGGUGGCCAGGGUGCUUAGGUUGUCCCUAGCACAUCAUAUCUGCACACUAUCCUCCAUUCUCUAGCAGGACCUGCAAACCCUUUAACAGAUAGGGAAAUACAGUUCCAGUCCCACAGCUAGGCAACAAUCUGGCCAUCCUAACAACCAUAGCCAUGUUUAACCACUCCCUGGUCUACAAGGCAGAUGGCUUCUCAUUCCUAGGUUUGCAGUUUCUGUCUGGGAGAUGGCCAGGGCAAGGGGGC
Messenger RNA from Perognathus longimembris pacificus (Pacific pocket mouse), 2548 nucleotides. RefSeq names its product aquaporin 1 (Colton blood group) (gene Aqp1). Gene Ontology annotation, molecular function: water channel activity; glycerol transmembrane transporter activity; ammonium channel activity. Bases 187 to 996 code for a protein of 269 amino acids. Gene Ontology annotation, cellular component: membrane. The transcript is spliced from 4 exons. The record is from RefSeq and is a predicted model, not a curated record. Lineage: Eukaryota; Metazoa; Chordata; Mammalia; Rodentia; Heteromyidae. Gene Ontology annotation, biological process: hyperosmotic response; renal water transport; carbon dioxide transmembrane transport.